Molecule: messenger RNA, 1908 nt
Organism: Medioppia subpectinata
Lineage: Eukaryota; Metazoa; Arthropoda; Arachnida; Sarcoptiformes; Oppiidae
Source: the annotation of a GenBank genome assembly
AUGAUAACUAUGGGUUUAUUGCCUGCGGGAGAACAGCUUAAUUUCCAGGAUAGCCAACGACACGCGGAACACAUCCGAAGACAAGGAAUUAAACAAUUUAUUAAUAUCUAUAACCGGAAUAAAGACCGAAUCGACCGAUGCUUCAAAUGGGGCGAUGAGAUGGAGUACACGAUCGUCCGCUUUGACCACAACAGCAAUAAAGUUAGACUUAGUCUUCGGUCCGAAGAGUUACUCAACAUUAUGUAUGAGAGGGAAGAGAGAGAAGGAGAGAACCGACGAGUGCUUUGGAGACAAGAGUCGGGCUCUUUCCAGAUCGAGGCCACACCCGGACAGCCGUACGGCUAUAAUAGUGACCUCAACGACAAGAAUUCAAUGAAUAAUCUGUUUAAUAACGUGGAGAACCAGAUGAGGGAACGACGUCUGGAUAUCCGGGGUUUGCUCCACGAAGACGAGGCAAUCCUAUGUCUGACAAAUUAUCCUAGGAUGGGAUGUGCGGACACAACAGUGCCCAACACUAAACCCGAUCCAUUGAACAGUAUGUCCGGCAGUAUUUUCUUGUCCGACGAUCACAUCAGUCACUUAAACCAGAAGUACUUUAUUAUCGAGAAGUAUUUUAAUGAACGCAUCGGCCAUAAGGUGGCCAUAAAUGCACCCAUUUUUAAGGACACCAAAACUCCCGACCCAUUCAUUGAGUUCUUUGACCACAAGGAAGCGAUGAGAGCGGCAAAAGUGGAUCACAUUUAUAUGGACUCAAAGAUUUUUGGCAACGGUUGCUCCUGUCUACAGGUAACAAUGCAGGCGACGGACGUGAACGAGGCGUUCAUACUAUAUGACCAGUUGGCGCCGUUAACCCCCAUAAUGAUGGCAUUGGGUGCGUCGACCCCCAUAUUUAGGGGCUAUUUGUCGGACAGAGACGGCCGAUGGGACGUCAUUGUCGACUCACUCGACGAUCGCACCCCUGAGGAGAGGGGAGAGAAGCCGUUGAAACACAACAAAUACCGGAUCCAAAGGCCUCGGUAUUCAGCGAUAGGCGCCUAUCUGUGCGAAUCAAACCAAUCAUAUAAUGACAGUCCGAUUGUCUAUAAUAAGGAUUAUUACAAUGAGCUAAUCGGCUCUGGAGUGCCGCCACCGCUGGCCCAACACAUCGCCUAUUUAUUCAUAAGGGAUCCGAUACUCAUAUCGAGUGAAAAACUGGAUCAAAACCCGGAGACAGAGUCCGAUCACUUCGAGGCCAUACAGGCGACAAACUGGCAGUCCCUGAGGUUUAAACCGCCGCCACUUAACCAACCGGCCAUCGGCUGGAGAGUAGAGUUCCGGCCGAUGGAGAUCCAGAUGACGGACGCCGAGAACGCGGCCUUUGCUGUCGUCACUAUAUUAUUGUCGAGAAUUAUAUUGAAAUAUAAACUUAAUUUCGUUAUCCCUAUCACUAAAAUUGAUGAAAACAUGUCAACCGCUCAGAAGAGGGAUUCAGUAAAUCGGUGUAAAUUCUGGUUUAGAAAAGACAUCUUCACUCGAAAUACACCGCUAUUUGUGAACGGCUUUAAUGAUAAUCACGUGAUAUAUGAUGUCGAGGAGGAAUCAUAUAUAGAGAUGUCCAUCAAUGAGAUAAUGAAUGGUUACGAACAGGAAUUUCCGGGUUUAAUACCACUAAUGAAGGAUUAUGUAAACAGCAUAGCACUGGACGCCCAGACCUACGGUAAAGUCCAACAAUAUGUCCAAUUAAUAGCCGACAGAGCGUCGGCUAAACUUCCGACACCCGCUCAAUGGAUACGAGAUUUUGUCCGAAAACAUAAUACCUAUAAAUAUGAUUCUGUAGUCAAUGAAAAAAUUACUUAUGAUUUGUUAAACACUUUAAAUCGUAUUCAAAAUGAAUGCCUAAAUGUUAAUGAAUUAAUUAAGAAUAAUUAA